Medicago truncatula (barrel medic) is the source of this 1639-nucleotide messenger RNA. Its product is annotated as pentatricopeptide repeat-containing protein At1g61870, mitochondrial. The coding region runs from base 91 to 1290 and encodes 399 amino acids. The transcript has a single exon. NCBI's taxonomy places the organism in Eukaryota, Viridiplantae, Streptophyta, Magnoliopsida, Fabales, Fabaceae. The record is from RefSeq and is a predicted model, not a curated record. Gene Ontology annotation, molecular function: protein binding.
AACUCUUAUUUUCAUUUCUCACUAAACCUUCAUCUUCAUCAUUUUUCUUCUGCAAAACCCUAGCCCUUCUUUUCACCUUCAACUUCAUCAAUGGCGUCAAUGACGUCACGUCUCCGCAACACUCUCCGCCAUUACUCCACCAUCCUCUCCCCAAACUCCACCACUCCUCUCACCUCAAAGGAAAAAUCCCGAUCCGCCCUCCGUCUCCUCAAAUCCGAAACCAAUCCCGAAACCAUCCUCUCCAUCUGCCGCGCCGCUUCCCUCUCCCCUGACUCCCACCUCGACCGCCUCGCUCUCUCCACUGCCGUCUCCAAACUCACCGCCGGCAAAAACUUUGACGUUCUCCGUCAAUUCCUCGAUGAGCUUCUCCAAUCACGCUCCGAUCUCCAGAACGAAAGGUUUGUCUCUCACGCUAUUGUUCUCUACGGUCAAGCUAACAUGAUGAAUCAAGCUCUCGAUACUUUCAAAUUCAUGCGUGAGAAUCUCAACAUUGUUGCUUCUGCUAAAUCGCUUAAUGCUUUGCUUUUCGCUGCAAUUCUCGCGAAGAAUCAUAAAGAGGUAACAAGAAUUUAUCUCAAUUUUCCGAGGAUUUAUGAUAUUAAACCUGAUGUUGAGACUUAUAAUUUGGUGAUUAAGUCAUUUGCUGAAUCUGGUUUGAGUAAUUCUGUUUUUUCGAUUUUGGAUGAAAUGGAUAGGAGUAAUGUUAAACCUAAUGUUGUAACGAUUAAUAACGCGAUUAGCGGGUUUUAUAAUGAGAAGAAGUUUGAUGAAGUUGGGAAAUUGUUGAAUUUGAUGGAGGAAAGGUAUAAGUUGUAUCCGAGUCUUAGUACUUAUAAUGUUAGGAUUCAGAGUUUGUGUAAGUUGAAGAGAUCGAAUGAGGCGAAGGCAUUGUUUCAAGGGAUGAUUACGAGCGGGAGGAAGCCGAAUUCGGUUAGUUAUUAUCAUUUGAUGAAUGGGUUUUGUAGGGAAGGGAAUCUCGAAGAGGCGAAGGGGUUGUUUGCUGAUAUGAAGAAAAGGGGAUUUAAGGUUGAUGGGCAGUGUUAUUUUACGUUGGUUUAUUUUCUGUGUGAGGGUGAUGAGUUUGAGUGGGCUUUGGAUAUUGCUAAGGAGUGUAUUGCUAAAGGUUGGGUUCCGAAUUUUACUACUAUGAAGAAGCUUGUGAAUGGACUUGUUGGUGUUUCAAAGGUUGAUGAUGCUAAAGAGCUUAUUAAGGAAAUCAAGGAGAAGUUUGCUGAAAAGAGUGACAGGUGGGAUGAAAUUGAAGCGGGGUUAUCGCCCCCUCAGGAAUGAAGAGUGUUGUCUUGUUUUGUGUAUUUUUUGGUCAUUUGGUAACUUUUGUCCGGAACAUUAGCUUAGUAACGGCAUUAGUUUGUUUUGCCAAUUCCACUGGCAUCUCGGCGUUUUUCUCUAUCCAUUGUUAGCUGGUGAUAUAUAAGUUGGUUUUCUUUGUUCGGGUAAUAACAUGUAUUGGAAAUGGUUAUGCGGAUAGAUUUCCGAUUCUUCUCAUUUAAUUUACCUCUUUCAAUUACAUUAUCUCAAUUGUUUAUUUUCCAGUUUAGAGGAAACUGAUAACCUACCUGCAUGGGAGCUCUUGCAGACAUGUACAUUUUUACUAUUAAUUUUUGGUUUCUUGUUCUGA